This is a messenger RNA of Octopus sinensis (East Asian common octopus), 1955 nucleotides long. RefSeq lists its product as uncharacterized. The transcript has a single exon. The coding region runs from base 1048 to 1935 and encodes 295 amino acids. Gene Ontology annotation, molecular function: transmembrane transporter activity. Gene Ontology annotation, biological process: monoatomic anion transport; transmembrane transport. The record is from RefSeq and is a predicted model, not a curated record. NCBI's taxonomy places the organism in Eukaryota, Metazoa, Mollusca, Cephalopoda, Octopoda, Octopodidae.
UAAUAUUAUUAAUUUCAGAACGCAUAAAAUUGAUUUCAAUGAUUUACUAUUGAUUUCUUGUAUUUCAGAGAACGCACCACAGUCGAUAAAUUCUUGCCUAAACCAAGAAUAUAAAGAGUCGUAAAGAAAUACUAAAAGAACUCUACCAAUUCUGUCCACUGUCAUUUGUCACUGAACUACCAUUGCCUCAAGAUGGAUCUUCAGUUUCAACCAGAUUUUAUAUACAAGAAUUGAAUUCCAUGGGAACGACUCAACCUGAAUUGGAAACUGCAUUGUAAUCGCCUCUAUACAGGUCACAUUGAACUAAUCUAAAACAUCAUUAAACAGGUGAAAGAAUGCAAAUCCUUUUGCAAACGGAGCAUUCUAUAUCGCAUCUACACUGGGAUUUUACAGAGAAUGUUAUUAAACAAAUCAAAGAACCAAGUGGAAUUGAACACACACCUUUCAAUAACUAAUCGGUUACUACAUAUCUUUCAACAGUUUCUCACGUGUGACGUCUCUUAUAGGACACGGUAAAAGAAUCUUAGAACCUGCGGUCUCUGUGUUUUACUGUCACAAUUCUACACUUUAACUGUUAUUUUGCUUUAUUGUAUUCUGACUGUGUUGUACUAUUUUCUAUUUCUAACUAAAGGAGAAGCGAAAUAAGUUACUAAAUUAACCAUAACUGACAUAUGCUGAUCCUUACCUUUCUAAUGAUCGAUAAAUGACUUGCAUGUUUAACAAUAAUAAUUAUACCAAAAUCUUGUGAAUUAUUACAGUACUACGACACAUCUUAAUCAUAAUUUUGAAUGAACAUAUUUCAUCCCUUGAAGAAAAUACUAUUUUAAGACAAAAUAAAUAUUUUUUUAAUAUAAUGAAAUCAAUCAUGGCAAACAGAUCCAGAUGAACAAAUCGAAAGAGUAAUUUGUUAAACUGCAGUAACUGUCCGUUAGUUUUUGUUGGAAUAUUUACAAUUUACAUCAUUCGCUGUUUAUUAUACGUUCAGACUCUCUGGAGUUUCAGGUUUACGAUAUUUGCAUUGAGAGAUUCAGUCGGAAGGACGUAAUAAUGUCGAAGUACACCAGUUGUAUGGAGCGUUAUUAUUCAUGUCGAUGGAGACUAUGUUAUGCUUCUACUGUCGUUUUUCUUCUCUCGCAAACACUAAGAGUUGAUCUAAGCAUGGGAUUUGUUUGUAUGUUGAAGAGACCCAAUCGUACAACUGAGGAACUUAACAUUACUUCAACUAACCAACAUUGUUCUGGUUCGAAUAGUUAUUCAGUUAUUCGAAAUUAUGAAGGAGAAUUCGAAUGGAGCGACACCUUACAAGCAACCAUGUUAGCUGGGUACUUCUAUGGCUCUAUAGCAACUACUUAUUUGGGCGGUUUAUUGGCGGACAAAUAUGGCGGUAAACGAGUUCUUGGUGGUUCACUUCUCACUUCAUCCAUUCUGACCCUUCUUUGCCCAAGUUUAUCACGAAUUAGUGUGUACUAUAUGAUUGUUCUAAGAAUAUUAAUAGGUAUGGCAUCAGGAGUGGUGGCCCCAGCGAUACACUCCGCAUUUGCACGUUGGCUCCCUCCAGAAGAAAUUAGUUUAUCCAUUGGGUUUACAUUCGCCGGACAAAUUGUAGGUACCGUUGUAGGUCUUUCAACAUCAGGUUAUCUUUGUGUUUAUGGCUUCGAUAAUGGAUGGGGUUCUAUAUUUUAUGUAUUUGGUGGAAUAUCGUUGCUGUUUAGUUGUGUGUGGUUUUAUGUUGUUUAUGAUAAUCCAGACGUCCAUCCCACUAUCAGCAAAGGAGAACGUGCUUACUUGAAGAGAACUGUAAUAAGUAAGAGACUAGUUAAAAAAAUACCUUGGAAACGACUGCUUUUUUCCCCUGCUGUUUGGGCCAUCAUCUUCGGUUUGUUCGCUUAUGCCUGGACUUUCAUAACUUUCGAGACAUUGCUCCUCUAUAUAUGAAAGAAGCCUUAAAGGUUGAU